AGCCCACGCCUCUUUGUUGUUUUUUUGUUUCUUUUCUGUUAUCUCUGUAGUCGAGGCGCGGAGGGAUUCAUGUUUCAUGUUGUACUUUCGUCGUUCCUUCUUUCGCGCUAAGCUUCCUAGUGCCUGGAUUUUUUUUUGCUUGCUCGCUCGCUUGUUACCUCCGCCACAUUGCCACUGCCUUAACAUAUCAUUCUACAUUUCAACACCUUCGGUUGUUGAUUUGAUAAAACAGUCUAUAACAAACAAGCAAGAGAACGGAACGUGUGCGUUACCAGGGAGCUGUGUACCGCGAGUAGUCUCGUGUUGAACUCGCGCCGUCCCGUGUUGUGUUCGUCGUCUUCUCCGUGUGCGACAUGAAUUGAUCGCCGUGGUUACAACAUCUUUUGAAAUGAUUUUGUUUUUCGAAAUGAAAAUUGAUCAGUGAACUUGUGAAACUCAGAAUCAAGUUUUAGCAACACGAAAAUGCAUGACUUCUGUAGAAUACUGUAAUAUCAUGUAUCCACGAACAGUGUAGCCUUCGGAAAACCCGUCGGUAAACUUAUAGUUCCUACUUGUUCCAAGAACCAAUCCACAAUCCAAGUGAAGUUGUGAUUUGAAAAGUCCUAGCAAUAUGCCACGACCAUCUCGCGAAUCCUACGGUGACCAGAAGCCACCCUACUCGUACAUCUCGCUGACGGCAAUGGCCAUCUGGAGUUCUCCGGAGAAGAUGCUACCGCUGAGUGACAUCUAUAAAUUCAUCACAGACCGGUUUCCUUACUACCGGAAGAAUACCCAACGCUGGCAAAACUCACUUCGCCACAACCUUAGCUUUAACGACUGCUUUAUCAAGGUGCCAAGGAGGCCAGAUCGACCUGGCAAGGGAGCUUACUGGGCUCUCCAUCCGCAAGCAUUCGACAUGUUCGAGAACGGGAGUCUUCUCCGACGGCGGAAACGCUUUAAACUUCACAAAAAUGAUAAGGACAUCCUGAACGAAGAACUCGCUGCUCUCGCCAACAUCAAUCGGAUAUUCUUGGCGCAAAAUUCCGGUGCAGAUGCCUACUGUCCCACGAUGGUUGAUCCCAUCCACCAACCCAUGCUUCACUCUCCAAUAGAACAACAUUCUCCGGUAUCCGUACCGGCUCCAAUUUCCCCCAUAUCGAUUACCGAAACCUCCACUCCCUUGCGACCGAAACGAGCCUUCACCAUCGAAAGUCUCAUGACUCCGGAUGGUCGAUCAACUCCCAUCAGUCCCAAGAAAUCCUCCAAGGUCCAACACGACAAACUUAACCUUCUUGACGACAAUCCACGGAUACCGGGAUUCCUACAAACUCCAACUCUCCCACCUGCUACCUCUCUGCCCGGAGCCAACAUUCCUCCCUUUUUCCCGUAUCAUCAUCCGGCCUUGGGCGGCUAUGACUUCCCGAUUCACCCGCUACUGAUGAUGGCGCCCCUCGGUGCUAUCCCUCCGCACUACUUCCACCAUGCGUCCUAUCACAAUCUAACUCUUCCGCCGCAAGGAGCCGGAGGUGGGACAGGUGGAGGAGGCAGAGGCGUCGGCGGCCCUACGCGAGCAGGUGCAAUAGACACCGGAACCGGUUCCAGCGUCGCUGUAGAUUCCGGCCCCACUGACCUGAGCCGGCUUGGACACGCACUGCGGACGGUGUGAAAGAUGUGUGACAAAUCACCGUGUUUGUAGGGGAACCCCAUACGCAAGAGAAGGCUGUUUGUUAUUUACCAUAUAGUUUUGUCGGAGUUUUUCGAUUGUUUGUAAAUUGAGUAUGUGUCGUGUUAGAGUCGAAAGCAUCAAUCUUAAGCACGAAAUGUUCCUUCGAUUUUUGCGGAAGGAACCGACUGUAAAUCUGUACAGUAAACUAGUUUUUAGCAACUACCAAGACUUUACCUAAAAGAAUACGUAAUAGUUCAAAGCGAGUGGACGUUGAUUACAGAAAAGUACUUGUACAUAUAAGUGGAUGUUUAUUUAUCUCAAACGAUGUAUAGGUAACGCAAGAAGAGUGAAGUUCGACGCUCACUUUAAUCAGUUUUAGGCCGGCAAUCGACAGCAUGUAAGUGUUUAUCUUUUAAGUAUUCUAUGAAAUGUGACAUCCAUGGAUGAUCAAACCUAAAUGUGGUAUUCGU
This is a messenger RNA of Aedes aegypti (yellow fever mosquito), 2115 nucleotides long. Its product is annotated as fork head domain-containing protein FD4. Lineage: Eukaryota; Metazoa; Arthropoda; Insecta; Diptera; Culicidae. Bases 611 to 1645 code for a protein of 344 amino acids. The record is from RefSeq and is a predicted model, not a curated record. Gene Ontology annotation, biological process: regulation of transcription by RNA polymerase II; cell differentiation; anatomical structure morphogenesis. The transcript has a single exon. Gene Ontology annotation, molecular function: RNA polymerase II cis-regulatory region sequence-specific DNA binding; DNA-binding transcription factor activity, RNA polymerase II-specific.